AUGAAGUACAUUCUGGUGACCGGCGGGGUGAUCAGCGGCGUGGGCAAGGGUGUCAUCGCCAGUUCGUUCGGCACCAUCCUGAAGCACUGCAACAUCCGCGUAACGUCCAUCAAAAUCGAUCCCUACAUUAACAUCGACGCUGGAACCUUCUCGCCCUACGAGCACGGUGAAGUUUAUGUACUCGACGAUGGCGGGGAGGUGGAUCUGGAUUUAGGCAAUUACGAACGUUUCCUGGACAUCACUCUUCACAAGGACAAUAACAUAACGACUGGACAAAUUUAUCAGUACGUUAUUACGAAGGAGAGACGAGGAGACUACUUAGGCAAAACAGUACAAGUGGUGCCCCAUAUCACUGAUGCUAUUCAGGAAUGGGUGGAAAAAAUCGCGAAUCAAUCUGUAACAAAAGAUGGAGCUAUACCACAGGUGUGCAUAGUGGAACUUGGUGGUACAAUAGGGGACAUUGAGGGAAUGCCGUUUGUUGAAGCAUUUAGACAAUUUCAAUUUAGAGUGAACAGGGAAAACUUUUGCGUGGCUCAUGUGUCUUUAGUGCCGCAGCCAAAAUCGACGGGUGAACACAAGACCAAGCCGACGCAAUCUAGUGUCAGAGAGCUACGAGGAUUAGGUUUGUCGCCCGAUCUUAUAGUCUGUAGGUCGGAAAACCCCAUUGGCAAUUCCGUCAAAGAGAAAAUUUCAAAUUUCUGCCAUGUGGCCCCGGAGCAGGUUAUAACUAUUCACGAUUUAACAUCUAUAUAUCGAGUGCCACUUCUUAUGGAAUAUCAAGGUGUCAUAGAGUUCCUCAAUGAUCGAUUGCAACUGAAUAUCGGAAUGGCGCGUCCGCGUUGCUUUAUGCGAAAAUGGCGGGAUCUAGCUGAACGCGUGGAUCAUUUGCGGAAAGAUGUUAACAUCGCUCUAGUGGGUAAAUACACGAAACUCGAGGACUCCUAUGCCUCCGUUACGAAAGCGUUGCAACAUGCUUCUAUUGAGGCCGGAUAUAAAUUGAACUUGACGUUUAUAGAAGCUGCUAAUUUAGAACAAACUACAAAAUCGGAGAAUCCAGUACUAUACCACGAAGCUUGGCAACAGCUCUGCAAGAGCAACGGCGUUAUUGUACCGGGUGGGUUUGGAAAAAGAGGAAUGGAGGGAAAGAUGGAAGCUUGCAAAUGGUGCAGAGAGAACGAUAAGCCGUUCCUUGGGAUUUGUUUGGGCUUGCAAGCGGCGGUCAUUGAAUUUGCGCGAAAUGUCUUAAAUCUUGUAACGGCGAAUACCACAGAGAUCGAUCCGGAUACUAAUAGUCCCGUAGUGAUAGAUAUGCCGGAGCACACUCAAGGUAUGAUGGGUGGAACGAUGAGGCUGGGCAAAAGACAAACACGAUUCUACAACAAUAAUUCUAUUUUAAAAAAAUUGUAUGAUAAUAACGAUGUUAUAGAAGAAAGGCAUAGGCAUAGGUAUGAGAUAAAUCCAGAUUACGUCAAUGAUUUAGAAGCAGCUGGUUUAAAAUUCGUAGGUCGUGACGAUGAAAAUAUACGAAUGGAAAUUGCCGAAUUGGAAGGACAUAGUUAUUACGUAGCUACUCAAUUUCAUCCUGAAUAUCUAUCGAGGCCGUUAAAACCGUCACCGCCAUUUCUCGGUUUAAUUUUAGCCAGUGUUGGCAAACUGAAGCAGUACUUAGCGCGAGGAUGUAAAUUUUCACCACGUCAACUGAGCGAUAACGAGUCAGAUGACGAUUACAUGAUGGAAGAAAUGACGAAACAGCAUCUAUCUGGUAGUGCAAGUAGGAGCGGUAGCAGUACAUCGGGGCUUAACGAUUAGAAAGCAGUUUUAUUUCAUUUCGUUUUAUUUUAUUUCAUAAUUUUAUUAUACCAUAGUCUGAUCCAUCACACUUUUAUCUGAUCUUCCCUUGUUGAUCGGAUUAGUUUACAUCGACCGUUUAGUACGCCAAGUAUUCAGACUAAAUCCAUUGAUACGAUCGAUGUAAACGACGGCGUAUCAGAAUAGUAGGUUUAGUUUACAUCGAUCUCUUGAUACGCGUAUCAAAUAGUAUAUUUGUGCUGAUCAGUCAAUGAUCAAACUACAAAUUUGCUAGUUAUUUACUAUUUAAUACGUGUAUCAAGUGAUUGGUGUAAACUAGGCCAAAUAUGACUUAAUACGAUUGAUGUAAAUCGGCCGUAUUUAACGCUUAGUUCGCACCAGCUUAAUACCCGUAUUAAAAGUAUCUACGGUGUAAACUAAGCCAAUAUCAUAAUUCAGAAUUAAAAGCUAAACAUACGCGCAUGAUAAACUAAUCGUAAGAUGAACAAACAUGCGUGAUAAACUUGUUUGGGUAAUAUACAAUAUUUUACAAAAAAAAAUGAAAUGUUUGUCUAUGUACAUCUAAAAU
This is a messenger RNA of Temnothorax curvispinosus, 2377 nucleotides long. It is a transcript of the gene Ctps, whose product is annotated as CTP synthase. Gene Ontology annotation, cellular component: cytoplasm; cytoophidium. Gene Ontology annotation, biological process: CTP biosynthetic process; pyrimidine nucleobase biosynthetic process. Gene Ontology annotation, molecular function: identical protein binding; CTP synthase activity. The transcript has 11 exons. The record is from RefSeq and is a predicted model, not a curated record. NCBI's taxonomy places the organism in Eukaryota, Metazoa, Arthropoda, Insecta, Hymenoptera, Formicidae. Bases 1 to 1809 code for a protein of 602 amino acids.